Anopheles stephensi (Asian malaria mosquito) is the source of this 757-nucleotide messenger RNA. RefSeq lists its product as uncharacterized. NCBI's taxonomy places the organism in Eukaryota, Metazoa, Arthropoda, Insecta, Diptera, Culicidae. The transcript is spliced from 4 exons. The record is from RefSeq and is a predicted model, not a curated record. The coding region runs from base 1 to 375 and encodes 124 amino acids.
AUGGCUUGGGCUUUUACACCGCUUUUCACUGGCACCGUCACCGACCGACCGAAAAAUCACUGUACGGAACCGCACGGAAUUUGGAGCAGCAGCCACUUUUACGGGUUUUUCACGGUCCGGCCAGCGUCAGCGGACACCUUGCGCGUGCGGUUGGCGGUUGGGAAGCCGGCUCGCGCCCACUCAUCCCCGCACAAAAACCAGCAAAACAGGGACAUAAUUGAGCGUUGCGGGAAAACAACAAGGGGGAAAAUGCACGUACACACACAUCACGGAGGAAGCGGAAAAAAGGACAACGUGAUGCCUUUCUGCUCGGUCUCAGGGCCGGGUAUCGGUAACGUAUGCUGUGGCUUGUACGUAGACGCUACACUCGUUUAGGGAGCGUUGGUGGUGAUGGGGUUUCCCUGCUUUUUCUUUUUGGCUCUCUUCACUAUAUUCUCACACCCUCACGGACGAGUGGGUUUUGAGUGCGCGAGAAAGAUUGAGAUGCAUUCAGGUACAACAAUUGAAAGGUUAAGUACUACACAAGGUGAGAUUUUAUCCGUGAGGUUGAUAUUUGGCGUGAGGAUAUGAGCAGUACAUCGGGCACAAAUUGCAUAAGGGUUUUGAUUAAAAAAAUGGGAAAGUGUUUAUUUUCCGAUGGAAACCAAGAAAAGUUUUACCGUAAUUAUUAAAUCUUCUCAGGAAGAGCUCUAGACAAUGGAGCGACCAUCUCAAUUUAAUUUAUUUGCUUUAUCUCUCGACAAGCUUAGUUAGUUUU